This is a messenger RNA of Oreochromis niloticus (Nile tilapia), 2293 nucleotides long. RefSeq names its product lactadherin. Gene Ontology annotation, cellular component: plasma membrane. Lineage: Eukaryota; Metazoa; Chordata; Actinopteri; Cichliformes; Cichlidae. Bases 255 to 1673 code for a protein of 472 amino acids. Gene Ontology annotation, molecular function: calcium ion binding; signaling receptor activity. The record is from RefSeq and is a predicted model, not a curated record. The transcript is spliced from 10 exons.
UGGGUUGCUCGUUUAUUCUCCAGUUCUACCAGUAUUAGCAACGUGAAUAUUUAUUUUCAGGAAAUUUGUUACUCUAUAAUUUAACUCUACUUAAUUCCCAUUUAUUCUGUGAUGGUUAUUACAGCAUCCUCUCAGCGGUCACGCCCACCUUUGCACCUUUUUGCAUCGUGAAGCUUUAAGGAUUGGACAAGCUGUAGCCUAUAUAACGUAAGCGUAAAAUCCACAACAACACAUUAGGCUGAAAAACACGGGGGAUGAUAGACCUGACUGACCAGGCUUCUAUUUACAGGUCAAGCCCUCGUCAAAGAUACGCUGAAGCGGACUACUGUAAGGUAAAUCACUGCUACAAUGGAGCAACAUGCGUGACUGGAGUAGGAGAGGAACCCUUCAUCUGUAUCUGUGCCGAUGGCUUUGGUGGAGACACCUGUAACCUGACAGAGACAGGACCUUGCAGUCCCAACCCCUGCAAGAACGAUGGGUCCUGCGAGGUCAUCGCUCCGACCAGACGAGGAGAUGUUUUCAAUGAGUACAUCUGCAAGUGCCAGCCCGGCUUUAAGGGAGUGCACUGCCAGAUCAAUGUAAAUGACUGUGAAAACCAGCCUUGUAAGAAUGGAGGGCAAUGCCGAGAUCUGGAUGGAGACUACUCCUGCCAGUGCCCCUCACUAUAUGUUGGAAAGCAGUGCCAGCUACGGUGCGUUUCUCUGCUGGGGAUGGAGGGAGGAGCAAUCGUGGAGUCCCAGAUUUCUGCUUCCUCUGUGCACUACGGCAUUUUGGGUCUUCAGCGCUGGGGCCCAGAGUUGGCUCGACUGAACAACCAAGGCAUCGUCAACGCCUGGACGUCAGCCGCACACGACAAGAACCCCUGGAUCGAGAUUAAUAUGCAGAAGAUUAUGCGUCUGACGGGCAUCAUCACUCAGGGUGCCAGUCGCCUGGGCACAGCUGAGUACAUCAAAGCCUUCAAGGUGACGAGCAGCCUUGAUGGAAACUCCUACAUCACUUACAAAGUGGAUGGCCAGCAGAGGGAUAAGGUUUUUGUGGGCAACAUAGAUAACGACCGCACAAAGACGAACCUUUUUGACGUUCCUAUCGUGGCCCAGUACAUCCGCAUCAUCCCCGUGGUUUGUCGCAGGGCCUGCACGCUGCGCAUGGAGCUGCUGGGCUGUGAACUUCAUGUUUAUUCAAACACGGCAGGUUGCUCAGAGCCUCUUGGUAUGAAGUCUCGGUUCAUCUCAGAUGGGCAGCUUUCAGCCUCCAGCUCUUACCGCACGUGGGGCAUUGAUACUUUCACGUGGCACCCCCAGUUUGCCCGGCUGGAUAAAGUGGGGAAGACUAAUGCAUGGUCUCCUGCUUACAACAACCGCUCAGAGUGGAUCCAGGUUGAUCUAGAGAAGACAAAGCGCCUCACGGGCAUCAUCACACAGGGUGCAAAGGACUUUGGAGUAGUGCAGUUUGUGUCAGUGUUUAAAGUUGCAUACAGCAAUGAUGGGGAGUCCUGGAGUACGGUGAAGGAGAACACUGGAAAUGAUAAGCUCUUCCAGGGAAACACUGACAACAACACCCAUAAGAAGAAUCUUUUUGAGCCUCCGGUGUAUGCUCGAUACGUCCGAGUCAUCCCCUGGGAAUGGCACGAGCGCAUCACUCUGCGCAUGGAGCUGUUGGGCUGCGAUGAUUAGAAACUAGUCAAUAACCAUUUAUCAGCACUCCAUCCUCAUCCUCAGAUGCUCCGUCUGCUCGCACCACAGCAGAGGACAGAUCACAAACAGAAUCAUUUGCUUUGUUUUUUACUCCAUGGAAAUCAUAUUUGCUGAAUAGCUUGGACUUUAACACUUGUAGCACUUUGACUGUAGCAACUUUUUUUCCCCCCCUAAUGUUUACAUUGCUAAAAGUUUGUUUGAUGCUGCAACAUUGAACUGCUCACAGAUCCCUCACAGAUUGAUCAUUUGUCCUUUAGGAACUUUUUUUUUGCACAGAUCUUCUCUUAGUCUGUCUAAGAAUGCAAGCCCUGAGGUUUUCCUGGUGUAAUACAGAGUGUAUUUAUGGCAUUUCCAACCACACAGGACAGGAAAGCUUGUCCAGAGCAGGAAAAUUUCACAUUUUGACUCCACGGAUGAGUAGGGUGUUCUGUUUGUUUGUUUUGGGGGGGUUUAAACACAUUUUGACACCUUUUUGCUUUGUUCCUAAACUUAAUUUCAUGACCAACUAAUUCUUUUUACAAAAAAUGUGAAAUAUGUAGAAAACAGCAACGUUUUGCAUUCCUUUUUUAAUUCACUGUUGGUUAACAUUAUUAAAUGUU